AGAGAGAGAGAGAGAGAGAGUCCCUCUUCUCAUUCGUAGUAUCUUAAAUAUAAGGGGAGAGAGAGAGAGAGAGAGAGAGAGAGAGAGAGAGAGAGAGAGAGAUGGAAGGGAUCGAGCAUCGAAAGGUAUCGGUGAACGGCAUAAGCAUGCAUGUUGCCGAGAAAGGGGAGGGGCCCACGGUGCUGCUGAUCCACGGCUUCCCUGAGCUGUGGUACUCAUGGAGGCACCAGAUCCACGCUCUGGCGGCUCACGGCUACCGAGCCGUGGCUCCUGACAUGCGCGGCUACGGCGAGACCGACGCGCCAGCUUCUCCAGCCAGCUACACCAUCUUCCACGUGGUCGGAGAUCUUAUCGCCUUACUCGACGUCCUCGCUCAAGAUCAGGUGUAUGUAGUGGGCCAGGACUGGGGCGCGAUCGUUGCUUGGUACUUAUGCCUGUUCCGACCGGACCGAGUGAAGGCCCUGGUCAACCUCAGUGUGAAUUUCUUACCUCGCAUCCCAUCAAAAAAACCAAUUGAGAUGAUUCGGGAGUUCUUGGGAGAUGACCAUUACAUUUGCAGAUUCCAGGAACCAGGAGCAACAGAAGCUGAUUUCGCCAGCAUGGACACCGCAAAGCUACUCACAAUGCUUAUAGCAAACCGCAAUCCCCAUCCACUUAAGAUACCGAAAGAUGGGCUCCGAAGCUUGCCGGAUUUGGGAUUACCAUUGCCAUCUUGGCUGUCGAAAGAGGACAUUGACUAUUAUGCGCACCAAUUCGACAAGACGGGCUUUACCGGAGGAUUGAACUACUACCGCGCGCUAGACUUAAGUUGGGAGUUGUUGGCUCCAUGGACAGGGGCGCAGGUGACUGUGCCGGUUAAGUUCAUUAUUGGAAGUUUGGACCUAACUUACAACACACCCGGUUGCAAAGACUAUAUACAUGGCGGCGGGUUUAAGAAAGACGUGCCUUCUCUACAGGAAGUGGUUGUGAUGGAUGAAGUGGGCCACUUCAUCAACCAGGAGAGGCCCAACGAUAUCAACGCUUAUAUUUUCGACUUCUUCGAAAAGUACUGAUCAGCUUUGCCAUUGAUGGGCCAUCCCAUCUUCAAAUCCCAACCUAUAUAAAAUAAGCCUUGUAUCAGACUCCUAAAAUAUGUUUUUUUAAGGUGGACCCUACUUGCUAUA
This is a messenger RNA of Magnolia sinica, 1163 nucleotides long. RefSeq lists its product as uncharacterized. Bases 102 to 1052 code for a protein of 316 amino acids. The record is from RefSeq and is a predicted model, not a curated record. Gene Ontology annotation, molecular function: hydrolase activity. Lineage: Eukaryota; Viridiplantae; Streptophyta; Magnoliopsida; Magnoliales; Magnoliaceae. The transcript is spliced from 4 exons.